AUGAGUGCAAACUGGUUGCUUUUCUUGCGAUCAUUUCUCUUCGCCAUCCUGACACACCUUGCAGCAUUUUCCACACCCAUUCACAAGGCACCACCAGCACUGAACGGCACCAACGUUGAUCGUCUAGCAUUGCUUGCUAUUAAAUCCAUGAUUAAAGGUGACCCACAAGGUCUCUUGACCUCAUGGAACCAUUCCAGCACUGAUUUCUGCCAAUGGCAAGGCGUUACAUGCAGCCCUCGCCACCAAAGAGUCACCCACUUGAACCUCACAUACGGAGGCUUAACUGGUACGUUGUCUCCUUCUGUCGGAAAUCUAAGCUUUCUCAAGAGCAUUUGGCUUUUUCACAACUCAUUUUCCGGUGAAAUUCCACCUGAAAUUGGGCGUCUCUUUAGAUUACGAGAACUACGUCUUUUUUACAACAGUUUCACGGGAAACAUUCCGGCCACCAUAGUGAAUUGCUCCAACCUCCAAAUCCUUAACUUGGGUAACAAUAAUCUGGUCGGCAAGAUUCCAGAUGGGAUUGGUUCAUUGUCCAUGCUAAGCUUCCUCUCCCUUCACGAUAACAUUCUACAAGGCGGGAUUCCACCCUUCAUCGCAAAUCUUACAUUGCUUGAUACGCUUUCUCUCGCCAACUGUCAACUCGGUGGAAGCUUUCCCAACUUAUUCCACCGGCUGACUAACCUGAGAAGACUUUCAGUGGCUGGAAACAACCUUAUUGGUACCAUCCCGCCUUCUCUUUAUAAUUGUUCAUCUUUAGAAGAACUGAGGCUCUUUGAUAAUAAACUCACUGGUAGAUUACCCAAAAAUCUGGGUUCAAUGAUGCCUCAUCUUGUAGAACUUUGGUUCUCAAAUAAUCAUAUCCAAGGAAAUUUAUUGUCUAUCCCAGCAACACUUCAUGUGCUCAACUUGGGUUCUAAUAAUUUGUGGGGGGAAUUACCUUCUCUCUCAAAUGGUUCGUCUGCAUUAAUUUUGGACCUAUCAAAUAAUUAUUUUGUGGGAUCAGUACAUAAUUUGGUUUGCUCCAACGGGGUGAACACGAUCGAGUUUGUUGAUUUGGGAUAUAAUCAGUUGUCAGGUGUUAUUCCGGAGUGUUGGGAGAAGUGGUCGAGCUUGAAAGUCUUACAAUUAAGUUGUAAUAAUUUGUCUGGUGAGAUUCCAAGAACAUUGGGCUCUGUACCUUUGUUGCAAUUACUGGGCAUGAGUGGGAACAAGAUUUCAGGAAGCUUACCUUCUUCCCUAAUGAAUCUUUCAUACUUAAAGAUCCUUGGACUUAAUAAAAAUAAUCUUGUAGGAAUCAUUCCACCAUGGAUUGGAACAAAACUCACUAUGUUGAAAAUUCUCAAUCUUAGAUCCAACAAUUUUUACGGGAAUACUCCUAACCAGCUAUGUUAUCUUUCACAUGUUCAAAUGUUGGAUCUCUCUCAUAAUAACCUCUCAGGAAAUAUUCCUAGAUGUUUCAACAACUUUAGUGUGCUUUCGGGCAAAGAAACUAAUUUAGAGGUUCGAUUUUCAUUCAAUUUUGGCAGUAUUGUUUAUUUUGUUCGUGAUUUAUUGGUGAUGAAGGGACGAGAAGACACUUAUGGAUCUAUCCUAGGACUAGUCACGCUUUUGGACCUUUCGAGCAAUAAUUUGUCUGGGCAGAUCCCUAGUGAGCUCACGACCCUCCACAAUUUACAAUCACUAAAUUUAUCAAGAAAUCAACUGACAGGAGAGAUACCAAAUAAGAUUGGAGCCAUGAAAUCACUUGAAUCGUUUGAUUUAUCAGUAAACAAUCUUUCUGGGGAACUUCCUAUGAGUUUGUUAGGGUUGAAUUUCUUGAGUAGCUUUAACGUGUCCUACAACAAUUUGACAGGAAGAAUUCCAACAGGUACGCAAAUUCAAAGCUUCAGUGAGUCCAGUUUCUUUGGAAACAAACUUUGUGGAUCUCCACUUACUAAUGAUUGUGGACAUGUUGACAAACCUGAUACCACAAGCCACCAAAAAGAAGUCGCUGGAUCACACAAAGUAGAUUGGGGGUUGAUUAUUAGCAUAGUGCUUGGAUUUAUUACUGGGUUUUGGGUCAUUGUGGUUUCAUUGAUACUCAAUAGAUCAUGGAGAAUCACGUAUUUCCGUCUCAUGAGGAAAUUGAUCAAGGUAUAAGGUUUAUGAUGUUAUGCAUAAAUAUUAUUGUGAUGAUGGUUUCCUUUCUGUUUGGUUGUAUUUUGGGGCUUCCCUUGGCUUCUUGCUAGGGGAGUCAUGUGUGGUUG
Messenger RNA from Helianthus annuus (common sunflower), 2246 nucleotides. Its product is annotated as receptor-like protein EIX2. Lineage: Eukaryota; Viridiplantae; Streptophyta; Magnoliopsida; Asterales; Asteraceae. Bases 1 to 2139 code for a protein of 712 amino acids. Gene Ontology annotation, molecular function: protein binding. The record is from RefSeq and is a predicted model, not a curated record. The transcript has a single exon.